Molecule: messenger RNA, 1035 nt
Organism: Haliotis rufescens (red abalone)
Lineage: Eukaryota; Metazoa; Mollusca; Gastropoda; Lepetellida; Haliotidae
Exons: 2
Coding region: 1-1035 (344 amino acids)
Source: RefSeq, a predicted model, not a curated record
AUGGAUAUUAACGACUUCUUCGUCCAGUUCAUUGAACAUUUGAUUACUAACGUCUUCUUCGUCAAAUUCAUUGAAUAUAUGGAUAUUAACUUCUUCUUCGUCCAAUUAAAUGAAAAUAUGGAUAUUGACUUCUUCAUCGUCCAAUUCAUUGAACAUAUGGAUAUUAACUUCUUCAUCGUCCAAUUAAAUGAACAUAUGGAUAUUAACUUCCUCAUCGUCAAAUUCAUUGAACAUAUGGAUAUUAACUUCUCCAUCUUCCAAUUCAUUGAACAUAUGGAUAUUAACUUCUUCAUCGUCCAAUUAAAUGAACAUAUGGAUAUUAACUUCUUUAUCGUCGAAUGCAUUCAAUUGAAGGAAUACAGAGGCAUCAUCUCCACCCUAGCCAGACGAGCCAAAAACAUCUCCUCCACGCCCCAACUCCCAGAAGCCGAACUCAACCAUCUCCGCACUGUCUUCACCAGUUACAACAAUUACCCUGUCAAGUUAGUCAACCAAACAAUCAAUCGCACCCUCAACACCAGUGAUAAACCUCCCCGCCAACAAACAGCCCCUUUCGUCAUCAGCCUGCCCUACAUAGGAACUACCAGCCAUCAGAUCCGCCGACUACUUGAACAUGAAGCCAAUAUAGACGUUGUGUUCCAGAGAGGCCAGACAAUUCAGAACCUCCUCAAUGCCACAGGUAAACCACCAAGCACACGCAAACAAGAUCCAGCUGGUGUUGUGUGUGAAUGCGGCGACUCAUAUGUAGGUGAAACUUCAAGACCUCUCAAUCAACGCUUAAAAGAACAUCAUGCCUCUGUCCUAAAAAAAGAAGACUCUAAAUCUGCUAUCUCUGACCACACCCAAAUCCACCCCAGCCACAAUAUUAAGUGGGACAACGUCGACAUCUUAACAACAAACCAGAAAGUCUACAAGCUCAGAAAAUUUAGAGAAGACAUUUGCAUCAAAAGAAUUCAGCCAGCCAUAAACAGAGAUCAAGGAUACUACAUCCCUCCAGCUUACCAUGAUCUCAUCAGCUCGCCAAAACAACACUGA